Messenger RNA from Pieris napi, 2539 nucleotides. Its product is annotated as organic cation transporter protein-like. Gene Ontology annotation, cellular component: membrane. Bases 857 to 2494 code for a protein of 545 amino acids. The record is from RefSeq and is a predicted model, not a curated record. Gene Ontology annotation, biological process: transmembrane transport. Lineage: Eukaryota; Metazoa; Arthropoda; Insecta; Lepidoptera; Pieridae. Gene Ontology annotation, molecular function: transmembrane transporter activity. The transcript has 8 exons.
AACAGGUUGGCAAUAACUGUGAUCACACAUAUAUCGUACACAUUCACUGAUUUGUUUAUUUUUAAAUUUAUCGCAAAAGAAGGUAGUUCUUAGUUAAUUAGUUACUAUUAGAAACAAAGAAUUCGGGCUAGUGCAAUAUCCAUUAGUUCUACUAAUAUUGGAGAGAGAUCAAACGUCGUUCGUUACUGGUUAAGGUCGUACUCAGAAAGUGAUGCAACUGGGCCAGUGGACUCUAAAGCUAAGUUAAAUUAACAUAGGUACACAACAGUGUGAUCGUGUUGGUGUCGGUUGUGAAGUGUAACAUUAAUAAUUAUUGAUCUAGCGAAGGGUUAUCUGGCUUUUGAGUGUUUAAAAUUUAGUGCGGGUAUAAAAUGUUAUUAUGUUAACUUUUUCAUAUGUUAAGUGGAAGAAAAUAUCUAUAAUUAAAAUAUAGUUAAUAAUGUAACAUAGGAAAAACAGUAGAUGCUUCAGUUUAAAAUAAUACCUAUAGAAAAACAGUAAUACGACUUACCUACGUCGGUUUAACAAUCAUAAAUGCGUUGUUGUCAUUAUCUUCGUCUCCGUAAUCUUGUAAAAGCCAGUAACUGCUGCAGUUUGUGAUAAUAAACCCCUAUGAGAUAAGAUCAUCUUCAUUUUCAUUAUCAGUUUAAGUAAUAUUGACAUACAUCUUGUUCGAGCACAUCAAGUGUAAAGACGUUACUAACUUACGUUUCCGACCGAGGUCCUUUCUACGCCUAUAAGCUUGUUUUCAAUUUAAAAGUUGUUGUAACCCAAUGAAACAAACCUGAGCAAGCCAACGAACGAGACGAGUUGAAACAGCGCUCGCUGUCUUGACGAAUUUUAUUCCUUAAAUAAAAUGACUGACAAAAGUGAAAGUUUGGAAUCUGAGAGAAAAAGUGAGAAAGUAAUAGAUUUGGACCAUGUCCUGGUUAACGAGUUGGGCCAGUUUGGGCGAUUUCAGUUCAAAUACAUCUGCCUCAUUGCGUUGCCUAUCAUGAGCUCGGCUUUCUUCAGUGACUACGUCUUCAUAGCAGCUGCAGUACCGCACAGAUGUCGCAUUUUGGAAUGCGGCGAGAUAAAUAAGAGUGCCGUUUUUCGCCCAGAGUGGAUCGCCAAUGCAGUGCCGGUCAAAUCGGGGGGUUCUGCGCUGUCCAGUUGCCAAAGAUAUGCACCUGCAGGCUCUGGCCCUAAUGGCUCUUUGCUGCACUGUCCCAUAGAUCUGUUCAAUCAUUCAUAUACCCAGAAAUGUGAUGUAUUUGUGUACGAGAGAGACACUUCUGUCGUAUAUGACUUUGAUCUCGGAUGUAAGGAGUGGCUCAGAACUCUCGCAGGAACCAUAAGUAGCCUAGGAACGUUACUAGUUCUUCCAUUCAUCGGUUACAUUUCUGACCAUUAUGGACGACGCAUGGCUCUGCUCGUCAGCAUCUUCAAUACGGCUGUCGUAGGAGUAUUUAAGGCGUUUUCCGUAAACUAUACAAUGUUUUUGACCUUGCAACUACUAGAAACAACGUUAGGCGGUGGAUUGUUUAGCGCUGCCUAUAUUUUUGCUGCAGAGCUAGUUGGCCCCAAGUUCCGAGUAUUUGCCUCCGCUACAUGUUCUUCUACGUUUGCCAUUGGUCAGGUAGUCCUCGGUGCCGUGGCCUGGCUUGUCCAGCCUUGGCGGACCUUGGUACUAUCUCUCUACAUCCCGGUCUUUCUUCUCUUAUCUUAUUUCUGGAUAUUCUCGGAAAGUAUCAGAUGGCUUUUAUCAAAGAAAAGGUACGCCGAAGCUAGAAUAGCGCUGGAAAAUGUCGCAAGAGUUAACAGAACCGAAAUAAGCGAGAAAUCUAUGAAUGCAUUGAUGAAUCCUCCCACUAAACCGGAAAGAGACGAGAAUCACAGUCUGACAACAUCAAUAUUGCAAUCCUCCGUUCUGCUCAGACGUGUAUGUACAACUCCAGUCUGGUGGAUUACGACGACGUUUGUCUACUACGGCCUAUCUAUUAACUCAACAAGCCUGUCAAAAACAGUGUAUUUAAAUUAUAUUCUCACCGUAGCAAUAGAAAUACCAGGGUUUUAUACAGCCGUGCUUACAUUGGAUAGAUUCGGGAGAAAGGCGACACUUUGUACCGGCUUUUUAUUUAGCUCAGCCUGUAACUUCGCGUUCGUUUUUAUACCAGCAGAGUUGACUGCCUUCCGCAUGGUGGUGUACUUGGCGGGUAAAUUCGGUAUCUCACUGGUGUUCACGUCUUUGUACCUCUACACGUCAGAGCUCUACCCCACCGAGUUUAGACAUAGUCUUUUAGGGUUUUCUUCAAUGAUCGGUAGAAUUGGGUCUGUUUGUGCUCCGCUUACACCAUUACUUACUAACCUUUGGCUCGGUUUGCCAAACACAAUAUUCGCUAUUUUGGGAUUGAUAUCUGGUGUUCUAGUUCUAACGCAACCAGAGACACUUGGAACAAAACUACCAGAUACCCUGGAGGAAGCUGAAGAUAUCGGAAAGAUAAAGGCGUAAAAGAUUAAAUUUUUCAAAGUGGAAAUACAAGGUUUUCAUACCAAA